CCAUGAAUUCAAACAAGUAUCAAAGCAGGGGAUGCUGAUUAGCAAGGUUGGGCCCAGAAAUCCUAAUCAAACAAGUGGAUUGGAGGUAAAAAAGGGGUAUCAUUUGACAACCCAAUAAGCCCAAUUGUACUUGGAUUUCGGUUUCAGGCUUUCAGAAUUCAGCUCAGGAUCUUUGCAUGCCAAGCUAGUUCUAAUAAGCUCCGACUGCCUACAAUGGAGGACAAUGCGAUAGGCCCACUUUCCCUGUUUUUUAAGCCCAUAAUCUUAACCAUUAAUUGUGGUCCAUUAAGCCCAAUACGUAAAUUCUGGUGUUAGCCCGCGAUUUUCUGCAUGCCGAAGCUUUGCCACAGCGCCGCCGUUUUCUUCCAUCCCCUUCAUCACCGAGUUUACUCACCACGCCAACGGCAGCCGUUUGCACGCUCACGUCUCAGUUCCUCUAAAACCCACCGAAAACCCAAACCCUGAACAAGAAAUACAUAAGAAAUCCCAAACAUGUCCCCAUCUUCACUCUCAGCUCGCCUCACCCUGCUGGCCCUCCUCUCCGCCACCACUUUUUACUUCCUCUACAAGUCCCGCCGCCGCCUAAAACCCCUCAGACAACUCCCUAUAAACCCCAAUCCUAGAAAAGGCAAGCUCUUUUUCAUCACUCAAACAGGAACAUCCAAAGCCUUGGCCCAACGCCUUCUCAACCUCCUCUCCUCCAACAAUAUCCCGUUCGACCUCGUCGAUCCCCAAAACUACGAGCCCGAGGACCUCCCUAAGGAAUCCCUGAUCCUUAUCAUCGCUUCGACGUGGGAAGAUGGAAACCCUCCUCAAGGCUCAAAGUUCUUCGUCAAUUGGCUCGCAGAAAUCAGCACCGAUUUUCGCGCCGGGAAUUUGUUACUCUCCAAUUGUAAAUUCGCCGUCUUUGGAGUCGGGAGCCGGGUGUACGGAGAAACGUUUAAUGCGGUGGCGAGGAAUUUGGGGAAGAGGUUGAGAGGGUUGGGGGCGACGGAGAUGGUGGCAGUUGGGGAAGGUGACGUGGAUGGGGGUGCAUUAGAGAGUGUCUUUAAAGAGUGGAGUGAAAAAGUAGUCAGGGUUUUGAAAGGAGGAUUGGUGGUGGAGAAUGAGAAUGGAAUUGUUUACGCUAGUGAUGCUGAAAGCUUUGAAAGUGACGAUGAUGAUAAUGGUGGUGGAGGAGGAGAGGAAGAAAUUGUUGAUCUCGAAGAUAUUGCAGGCAAAGGGCCGUCGAGGAAGAAGUCGGUUAAUGUGGCUGAAACUAAUGGAAAAAUGGAUGGGAAAAGAGAGAUGGUGACUCCAGUUAUCAGAGCCAACUUGGAGAAGCAGGGAUAUAAAAUUAUUGGUUCACAUAGUGGUGUUAAAAUCUGUAGAUGGACCAAGUCACAACUUAGAGGACGAGGAGGUUGCUACAAGCACUCAUUUUAUGGGAUAGAGAGCCAUAGAUGCAUGGAGGCUACCCCUAGUUUGGCAUGUGCCAACAAAUGUGUUUUUUGCUGGAGGCAUCACACAAAUCCUGUAGGAAAGAGUUGGCAGUGGAAGAUGGAUGAUCCCUUAGAGAUUGUCAAUACUGCCAUAGAUCUUCAUACCAAGAUGAUUAAGCAAAUGAAAGGAGUUCCCGGUGUUACACAAGAGCGAUUGACAGAAGGUCUAACUCCUCGGCACUGUGCCUUAUCACUUGUUGGUGAACCCAUUAUGUAUCCAGAGAUUAAUAUGCUAGUGGAUGAGCUGCACCGAAGGCGAAUCUCUACCUUUUUAGUAACUAAUGCACAGUUCCCUGAUAAAAUCAAAAUGCUGAAGCCUAUAACCCAGUUAUAUGUGAGUGUAGAUGCUGCAACCAAGGAUAGCUUGAAGGCAAUUGAUAGGCCACUCUUUGGGGACUUCUGGGAAAGAUUCAUUGAUUCCUUGAAAGCUCUCAGAGAUAAACAACAACGAACUGUUUAUCGCUUGACUCUCGUGAAAGGGUGGAAUACAGAAGAUGCAGAUGCUUAUUCUAAACUAUUUAGCAUUGGGAAGCCUGAUUUUGUUGAAAUCAAAGGCGUAACAUACUGUGGAUCUUCUGCCACCUCAAAGUUGACAAUGGAGAAUGUGCCUUGGCAUUCUGAUGUGAAGGCUUUCUCAGAGGCAUUGGCUCUGAAAAGUGAAGGGGAGUAUGAGGUAGCAUGUGAACAUGCACACUCGUGCUGUGUCCUCUUGGCCAAAACAGAUAAGUUCAAGGUCAAUGGCCAAUGGUAUACAUGGAUAGACUACGAAAAAUUCCAUGACCUGGUGGCUUCAGGUGAACCUUUCGACAGUGCGGACUACAUGGCUCUCACUCCAUCCUGGGCUGUCUAUGGAGCUGAAGAAGGUGGAUUCGAUCCUGAUCAGUCUCGGUACAGAAAGGAGCGACAUCACAAGUCAAAUCGCUGAGCAAGUUGGAGAUUUGUGUUUUUUAUUAGCCAAUAUAUCUAUUUUUACUAGCAAGCAUUCUUUGCAUUUCAACAGGUUUGCUUUAGUUUGGCCAUACGUAAUGAAAAAAGUUCUGAUCAAAUGAUAGUUUUCUGCGUGCAGGCUGUAGCUCUGUUGUAUCCAACAAUUUUGACGUUAGUUUGGCUAUACGUGUUUGAUGGUUCA
This is a messenger RNA of Theobroma cacao (cacao), 2610 nucleotides long. RefSeq names its product flavodoxin family protein / radical SAM domain-containing protein. Lineage: Eukaryota; Viridiplantae; Streptophyta; Magnoliopsida; Malvales; Malvaceae. Gene Ontology annotation, molecular function: catalytic activity; 4 iron, 4 sulfur cluster binding; FMN binding. Gene Ontology annotation, biological process: wybutosine biosynthetic process. The record is from RefSeq and is a predicted model, not a curated record.